CUAUUGAGCUGAUUUUGGCUCCCCGUGACCCUGCAGAUGGGGCAAAUUCUCUGCAGGACCAUGGCUCCCUGGGCCCUCCUCCUGCUGCUCUCGGGGGUCUCGGUCCUGACCCCGACCCGGGCGGGCUCCCACUCCCUGCGCUAUUUACGCACCACCAUGUCCCUGCCGGACGCCCCCGAGCCCCACUACAUUGAAGUCGGCUACGUGGACGACACGCAGUUCGUGCGCUUCGACAGCGAAGCUCCGAACCCGAGGCUGGAGCCGCGGGCGCCUUGGAUGGAGCCGACGGAGCCCGAGUACUGGGAAAAGGAGAGCAAGCGCGCCAGCCGCCGGGCCCAAGGUCACAUAGAUGACCUGCGGGGGCUGACUGUCGUCUACAACCAGAGCCAGUCAGUGUCUCACACCCUUCAGGUGAUGCGUGGCUGCGACACGGGGCCGGAUGGACACCUCCUCCGGGGGUACCUGCGGUGGGGCUACGACGGCGCCAAUUUUCUCACCCUGAAUGAGGACCUGAGCUCCUGGACCGCCGCAGACGAGACAGCUGAGAUCACGAAACGCUUCUGGGAAAAGGUUCGACUGGCAGAGAUUGAGAAGGAGUACUUUGAGGGCACGUGUGUAAAGGAUCUCCGCCGUUACCUGGAGAAGAGGAAGGAGAUGUUGCAGAGCGCAGAUCCCCCAAAGGCACAUAUAACCCACCACCCCAUCUCUGAUGAAGACGCGGUCACACUGAGGUGUUGGGCCCGGGGCUUCUACCCUGCGGAGAUCACCCUGACCUGGCAGCGAGACGGGGAGCACCAGGCCACGGAGCUGGUAGAGACCAGGCCUGCGGGGGACGGAACCUUUCAGAAGUGGGCGGCUGUGGUGGUGCCCUCUGGAGAGGAGCAGAGAUACACGUGCCAAGUGCAGCACGAGGGGCUGCCUGAGCCCCUCACCCUGAGAUGGGAGUCCUCUGCUCAGUCUGCCAGCCCCGUCAUGGGAGUCAUUGUGGGCCUCGUUUUCCUUGUGCUUGUCAGAGCUGUGGUCACCGGUGGUGUGGUCGGGAGGAGGAAGCUCUCAGGUGGAAAAGAAGGGACUUAGGCUCAGGCUAUAGUGUGAGACAGCAGACACAGAAGUUGUCCAUCCUUCAAGAACCCCUGUCUUUCUGCAUCCGGCAUCUGAAUAUGUUUGCAUCCCUUCCGCAUCAUGUGAAGACACUGAGAGACUAGCCCAAGACCGCUCUGCACUCUGACCUGUGUCCUUUCCCUCGUCGGCAUUCCUGUUCCAGCAGAAUGGGGGGGCUGGGAAACGAAGAGGAAAAUCUGGAAAUCGAAGCAAGACAAAACAAGAAAGCCUGGAGAACCUUUUCAGGACCCUUUGUUGUGUUGCGUUAGCUGAGCACGAGCGGGCCUGUGCCUGCUGGGCCUCAGGCUUUGACAGUUACUCCUUAGCUGGGUCAUCGUCAAGGCUCUGUUCUCCUGGUCCCUCCAGAACCUUUGAUCUCUGGGCUCGCCAGACCAUGCAUAACCCGGGCCUUAUCCUGUCUUCAGGACCCGGGAUAGUGAAGCCUUCCGAGGCCAGUCAGCCCUGGCCACCAUUAUUGUGGCCAUUUUUGUGUAUUGGUUUUUAUAGAGAAGUUUAUCUGUUCUUAUUUUCAUUCCCCUCUGGGUGCCCUUGAUCUGACAGCAGCCAUUACUGUUUUCCUGUCCCUGCCCAACAAGGGGCCCCUCUCACAGAUUGCCACACAAGCCCAGCUCUUGCCCUCCUUUUAGGACCAUUCUGGAUAAUUCUUUAUUUCCCCUCAACAUUAUAGACAAAACCAAACAACAAACUCCCCCCCCACCUCUCUCUCUUAGUUUGCUCCCCUAUGGUCAGGACAGACUGGCCACUCUUCCCCAGCCUAUAUCUUCAGUCUUGUCCUCUAGUACAUUCUUCUAGGGAGGGGUCAAUAUAGCUCAGAUUGGGGCCGGCCCACCGUCCUCUCUGUUAAUGCGCUGCUCCAUGCCGGCAUGUUGCCCCCAAGGCUUGGAGCACCAGAAUAAGGUCUGGUCUCUCCCUUUCCUGGGGAGACAUAAUCAAUACCCUUCUCUGGGUAGAUUAGUGCCGUCUCCCCACACCAUCAUCUUUUUCCCCCCUUCCUUUUUAGUUGGUUGUCAUAUGCAUCCCUGGUUGGGUCUGACCCCUGCCAGAGUGCCUGGAUCUUGACCCAGAAAUUAUGCAUUAGGUAACUUGUGCUUUAUGCCCAUUGUGCCUUUUAAGCUUGUCUCAGUGGACUCAUGCUGUACUUGCCCUUUUGUGCUUGGCUAACUUCGCUUAGCAUAAUUUCCUCCAGUUCUUCC
This is a messenger RNA of Echinops telfairi (small Madagascar hedgehog), 2315 nucleotides long. RefSeq names its product class I histocompatibility antigen, Gogo-C*0203 alpha chain. Gene Ontology annotation, biological process: antigen processing and presentation of endogenous peptide antigen via MHC class I via ER pathway, TAP-independent; immune response; positive regulation of T cell mediated cytotoxicity. The transcript has 7 exons. Gene Ontology annotation, cellular component: external side of plasma membrane. NCBI's taxonomy places the organism in Eukaryota, Metazoa, Chordata, Mammalia, Afrosoricida, Tenrecidae. Bases 37 to 1077 code for a protein of 346 amino acids. The record is from RefSeq and is a predicted model, not a curated record. Gene Ontology annotation, molecular function: peptide antigen binding; signaling receptor binding.